Pseudomassariella vexata is the source of this 1463-nucleotide messenger RNA. Its product is annotated as Co-chaperone HscB, C-terminal oligomerization domain-containing protein. The transcript has a single exon. NCBI's taxonomy places the organism in Eukaryota, Fungi, Ascomycota, Sordariomycetes, Amphisphaeriales, Pseudomassariaceae. The record is from RefSeq and is a predicted model, not a curated record. Gene Ontology annotation, cellular component: mitochondrion. Gene Ontology annotation, molecular function: ATPase activator activity; protein-folding chaperone binding. Bases 262 to 1077 code for a protein of 271 amino acids. Gene Ontology annotation, biological process: [2Fe-2S] cluster assembly; protein complex oligomerization.
CAAUGAAGUUCUUGCGGCUCUUGACCUUGUGCGCGUCCAAAGGUGAAACGAUGUUACCGUCGCCUGUGCCGCGGUAAUACAGUGGCGGGCCCGGGCUCCGGCCUCGGAAUUUAGAAGUCGGUUGGACCGAGCCUGCAUCGACGUCAUGAAGCAAUGACUUUUCGCAAAGAUAAAAGCUCCGAACUGCACGAAGACCUGCUCUAAGUCUGUUCAGCACAUCUAUCUAAACCGAGUACAGCCUGACAGUGUCACACCUCCACUAUGCGCUCGUCAAUGUUAUCCAGAGGGCGCCAACUAGGCCGCAUCUGUGACGGCUGUCGGCAAGAGCGCAAUUUCACAACAGCACCCAACUUGGCGCCCGUAUGCAGCAGAGCGACGCAAAGCUACGUGCAAUCCUCCUCAAUCACUAGCUCGCACGCACGAUUGACCAUUCCUUCGCAAAUACGCUGGCUCUCUACUUCUUCCACACCGACGAGCAGCAGCAGCGCAGAACAGCCCUCUCCCGACGCCGCGACCACCUCGUCGUUCAAGCCGCAACCGCCGCAAACGUACUACGACAUCUUCCCGCUUUCGCUCCCCGCCGGCCCUCCGCCCGACGGACCCUUCGAAAUCGACGUCCGCGCCCUGCGCCGCGAGUUCCUGCAACUGCAAGGCAAAGCGCACCCGGACCUGCACCCGCCAUCGAUGAAAGCGCGGGCUGAAGCCAUGUCGGCGCGCAUUAACGAGGCGUUCAAGACGCUCUCAUCGCCGCUACUGCGCGCACAAUAUCUCCUAUCUCUACAAGGGCUCGACGUGGCGAAUGACGAGACGGCGAAGGUUGAAGAUCCGGCGCUGUUGAUGGAGGUCAUGGAGGCGAGGGAGGAGGUGGAGGAGGCGGAGGAGGAGAGUGAGUUGGAGGCAUUGAGGAGGAGGAAUGAGGAAAGGGAACGGGAGAGUGAGGGCGUGUUGGCGGGGUGUUUUGGGGAGGGGGAUUGGGAGGGUGCGGUUAGGGAGUGUGUGAGGUUGAGAUAUUGGUGUAAUAUUAAAGAGAGUAUACAUAAUUGGGAGAGGGGUAAGCCGAUUAUUCUUGAGCAUUAGGGGCUGGGGGAGGAAAUGAGCGCUGAGAGUCUAUGAUUAUGGGACCCGCGACGGGCGAGGUGCGCAUGGAGGAUAUGGUAUGGCACGUAUGGCACGCAGUCUCUUGGUAUAUUGCGAAUGAUUUAUUAGAGGCCAGGCGCAUGGUAUUGGAAUAGAACGUGUGACAUCGAAAACGGUUUACUUGCGCAUGGCUGGGUAUACGGGGAAAGGAUGGCCAUGGUGCGUUCAGAACUAGUCCUCCCGGUCGAAUCGCAAGAAGUCGAUUGUUUCCCUACAUACAUCGUAAUGGAAUAUCAUGACAGGCCACAGAAUAGAAGAUUUCUAAAAGUUCCGUGGAAUUGUAUCUUCUGUGUAUUGACCUGGCCGCUAUCGUAGUAUAAUAGAAC